This is a messenger RNA of Jaculus jaculus (lesser Egyptian jerboa), 810 nucleotides long. RefSeq names its product CGG triplet repeat-binding protein 1. Gene Ontology annotation, cellular component: nucleus. The record is from RefSeq and is a predicted model, not a curated record. Gene Ontology annotation, molecular function: double-stranded DNA binding. The transcript has a single exon. The coding region runs from base 237 to 740 and encodes 167 amino acids. Gene Ontology annotation, biological process: regulation of transcription by RNA polymerase II. Lineage: Eukaryota; Metazoa; Chordata; Mammalia; Rodentia; Dipodidae.
CCGUUCCGAGGAGCUACGCCUACCGAAGUAUAGGCAUGACUUCCCGGCGCCGCAGGGAAAACCGGGUGCAAGCCCAGAAACUCUUCCCCCACCACCACUUGUUGAAAAUCUGAUUUCAAGGCGUUUCCCGCUUGGAGCAAACGGAAAAGUGCCUGGGUUUGCGCUGGAGAACCUUAAGUAUCAAAACAAACAAACAAAAAAACUGGAAACUAAUUCGAACCUUACUCAAAGUCAGAAUGGAACGAUUUGUAGUAACGGCACCACCUGCUCGUAAUCGUUCUAAGACUGCUUUGUAUGUGACACCCCUGGAUCGAGUCACUGAAUUUGGAGGUGAGCUCCACGAAGACGGAGGAAAACUCUUCUGCACGUCUUGCAAUGUGGUUCUGAAUCAUGUCCGCAAGUCUGCCAUUAGUGACCACCUCAAGUCAAAGACUCAUACCAAGAGGAAGGCGGAAUUUGAAGAGCAGAACGUGAGGAAGAAGCAGAGGCCACUCACUGCGUCUCUCCAGUGCAACAGUACUGCACAAACAGAGAAAGUCAGUGUUAUCCAGGACUUUGUGAAAAUGUGCCUGGAAGCCAACAUCCCCCUGGAGAAGGCCGAUCAUCCAGCAGUUCGUGCUUUCCUGUCUCGCCAUGUGAAGAAUGGAGGCUCCAUACCUAAGUCAGACCAGCUGAGGAGAGCGUAUCUGCCUGAUGGCUAUGAGAAUGAGAAUCAGCUCCUCAACUCACAAGAUUGUUGACAAGGAGGUUAUCACCAUUGUGAUCAAGAUAAAUAAUGUGGAGUAUUAAAGUUAACGUGUUGAUUGUGUA